ACUGUGUUCCUGUACCAUCUCCAAGAGGUGAAAAUGCAGCGACCUACGAAGUGUCACCUUACUUCUAAGGAUGUGGAAUACGUGAAUUCGGAAUAUGGAAAGAAUGCUGUGAGACUGAUGUGUAUUAAACGGGAAGGAAAGGUACACUGCAUUAAAGACCUGGAAAUGUCCGUUCAUCUCAGGCUGGACUCCGUGAAUGAAUACCUGCAUGCUGACAAUUGUCAAGUCAUCCCUACAGAUACCAUAAAGAAUACGAUUCAAGCAUUGGCCAAAUGCCAUGGGAUUAAAACAAUAGAGGAGUUUGGGCUUCGCAUCUGUGAACACUUCAUUACAUCCUUUUGCCAUGUCAUAUACUGCAAUGCUUUUAUCCAGGAGGCUCCCUGGCAGCGCCUGCAGAAGGAUUGUAUCCCGCAUGUCCAUGCGUUUAUGUAUAGCUCUGAAGGAAUUAGAUUUUGUGAAGUGGAACAGACUCGGGACGGUACUCCCAUUGUUUUCUCUGGCAUUAAAGAUCUGAAACUUAUGAAAACUACCAUGUCUGGAUUUCAAGGCUUCUUCAAGGAUAAAUAUACCACACUUCCAGAAAGGAACGAACGAGUGCUAUCAGUAGAAACACUAGUCAAGUGGUGCUAUUUGCCAUGCUCAGAAGGGAUUGAUUAUGAUGCUGUAUGGAGAACUGCACAUGGGUGUGUCCUGGAUGCCUUUGCUGGGCCACCUGAAACGGGCCAUUAUUCACCUUCUUAUCAGAAGACGGUCAACUGCAUGCAGGAAUACAUACUGAGUGAAAUUAAAGAGAUUGCAGAGGUGGAAGUGAUCUUAUCCAACAUCCACAACUUACAGGCAGAUCUGUCAGCUCUCGGCUUAUGCAAUGACAAGGAGAUCUUUAUGCCUAUAGAUAUGCCAUUUGGUGCUUGUGCAUCUACACUGCGCAGGAAAAAGGAUCCAGAAACAGAGUGCCACACUCCGCCAGAAUGCAAGCCUUGUCACUCUGUGGGAUGGAAGUCUGGCCGUAGGGUGAACUAAAAAGCCAACUCCCUCGUGAGAACAUCACCUUGAGCAAAAAAAAUAAAAUAUAUUAUCUGAGCAUGCAUUAUUUACUCUGCACUUUUCUUGAUAUCCCGCUAGCUCAAUGUGCAAUUAGAAGUAACAUUUUCAAAGGUAGCCUAAAGGAAAUCAUAUGCUAACAGCAUGAUGAAUUUCUUUCUGUUCCUUUUGAAAAUCAGAGUGAAUAGUAACCCACCAGAAGACAAUGGGUUGAAACCAGGCACAACCAGACUUAUUGUUGAAAUUAAUAGGUCUAAGGUUAGUCACGAGUAGCUUGAAUCCAGUUGAUUUCAUUGGGUUUGUUCUAAGCAUGACUGCGUUUGGAUAUAUCCUAAUGAUUUUGCAGGCUUCCUGAAAAACAGGACUUACCAUGUACAGUUUUUUCAAUUUUGAGUAGCCUCUUGGUGGGUUACCAUUAAAAUAUUAUUUUUGUUUAUAUUGUGACAAUGGCUGCAAUCCUGGUGGCACAAAUGUAUACUGUGCAGGAUGGAUGAUGUCACCAACUCACAACUGAUAACUUUAUUUAAAUUAAUAAUGCCCUAUGUCCCCCGCUUCAAGAUGCUGAGGCUGCCUAGGGAUCCCUUUUGCCCUAGGAAAGCCUUUGGGAUGGUAGGGGUAGCUUUUAAUAUUGGAAAAUUCCCACUGGAUCACUGCUGGAGGUGCCAAUUUGGCACCACAAGUAGCAAUUUUCUAGCACUGAGGCUCCUCCCUGUCCCUGGUGCCCAAAAACGUCCCUAGGGCAAAAGGGAUCUCUAGGGAGGCUCAAGACCUGAAGUGGGAGGAGGAAUAGGACAUUUUAAAUAUAAGUAAAUUAAAAGUAUCUAUCAUCAGAUUAUGAUGUCAUCUGGCUUGCAGAGUAAAAAUGUAUGCCUUUAGGAUUUCAGCCAUUAUGUGCAAUCUCACAGUUCCGAUUGCGUGAUUUCCAAAGGAGCUACGUUACACUGAGCCCUGCUGACUGGGGAUCUGAACUUUUUCCUGUUUAAUAAAUUAUGUAUACAUAAGGCCUAUUUAUCUGCUAAAUGUGAUGAAUAGUAGUAGCAUGGCAUUCUGCAUAUAUGGUGUUAGCUUGGUCAUAAUAGUAAUGACGUUAAUGUUGGCAGAUUGCAAUUUCGGUAACAUGAUGAUGAGUAUCCUAUUCUAGCAUUCUGCUCUUCUGGUACAGAAAUCUGUAUCAUAGGUGGGUAAGCAAAGAGCUGCUGUAUGUCUGCUUAUAUCAUUGGUUGUAAGGCAUGGUGAAGGUUCCUUUGAGCUAUCUUUGUAGACCUAAGUAAAUCUUCUUUAAUAAAUUUCAACCUAUUUUCCCCCAAUUAAUAGUGUCUGGAUUUAUAAGUAAACAGAUUUAAAAACCAAAGCAUGUAUCAGU
Messenger RNA from Pogona vitticeps (central bearded dragon), 2404 nucleotides. NCBI's taxonomy places the organism in Eukaryota, Metazoa, Chordata, Lepidosauria, Squamata, Agamidae. The record is from RefSeq and is a predicted model, not a curated record.